AAUAUAAGACGAAAGUACUGCUGCUCCAAAUUGUUAUUUCUUCUGCUAGUCAUACACUUUAAAAUUUCACAGAGAAUUUAAAGCACCCAUUGCAUUCCUUGUGACUUGAAAUCCUCUCACUCUCUCACAUACCAUAUUUUCAGUAUCUUUCCUUUUCAUUUACACGGGCCAUGGCCCAUAACGUGUUUCGGGCCAAACAGCAAUCGUCUUCUCCGAGAGACAAGUCUCUGUUCGCGGCGGCCAUAAUUGCGAUUUUACUUGUGUGUGCUAUUUGGUCAUUUACUGAUCCUUUUCCUAAUUUAUCAGGUUUGUUAUACAAUCAGAGUAUUAGUUCGCCGGAAUAUUGCCCGCCGGGACGGGAAGCUGUUAACCGGAGCUCCGACCCACCGGAGAAAACAUUCUACGAUGAACCGGAACUCAGUUACACUAUUAAUAAGCCAAUCAAAAAUUGGGACGAGAAGAGAAUCCAGUGGCUGAAGCUCCAUCCUUCAUUCGCCGGCGGAAGAGUUAACCGUGUGCUCCUCCUCACAGGAUCACAGCCCACUCCAUGCAAAAACCCUAGAGGUGAUCAUUUACUCUUAAGGUUUUUCAAAAACAAAGUUGAUUACUGUAGAAUCCAUGGCUACGAUAUUUUCUACGGCAACACGUUUUUUCACCCUAAAAUGCGUUCUUAUUGGGCCAAAAUACCGCUCGUUCGGGCCGCCAUGCUGGCCCAUCCUGAAUCCGAGUGGGUUCUAUGGAUUGAUUCGGAUGCUAUCUUCACUGACAUGGAUUUCAAAAUCCCAUUACACAAGUAUAAUGACUACAACUUCAUCGUCCAUGGCUGGCCUGAUUUGAUUUUUAAGAAGAAAAGCUGGGUCGCCAUAAAUGCUGGGAUUUUUCUUAUCCGAAACUGUCAAUGGUCUAUGGACUUCUUAGACGUUUGGGCCAAUAUGGGCCCGAAAAGCCCAGAAUACAAGCAAUGGGGUAAAAUCUUACGGACAACUUUCAAGGACAAAACAUUCCCGGAGUCCGACGAUCAAUCAGCACUGAGCUAUUUAAUACUGAAAGGAGAACAAAAAUGGCGUAGCAAAAUUCACGCAAUUACAGAUUACUCUCUACACGGGUACUGGCUAGGAAUAGUAAGUAGAUUUGACAAAAUCACGGAGAAUUACACGAAGAUAGAGAGAGAAGUACCGAAGUUACGGAGGAGGCACGCGGAGGCGGUGAGCGACAGCUACGCGGCGGCAUGGGAGCCGUUGUUGGCGGAGGGUGGUGACGGAAAGGGCGGAUGGAGGCGGCCGUUCAUUACGCACUUCACGGGGUGUCAGCCAUGUAGUGGGGACCACGCGGCGGAGUAUGUGGGUGAUUCAUGUUGGGUUGGAAUGGAACGAGCGUUGAACUUUGCGGAUAAUCAGGUGCUACGUAAUUUCGGAUUCAUGCAUGAUGAUAUCAAAAGCAAUUCACCAGUCUCUCCCGUAAAUUUCGAUUUUCCAGCACAAGAGGUAGAAGAAUUCGUGUGAAAAAAUAUAAUUACCUCAGGUUUUUACUGUAGGAUUGAAAUGUGGUUACAUGUGAAUU
Molecule: messenger RNA, 1560 nt
Organism: Solanum dulcamara
Lineage: Eukaryota; Viridiplantae; Streptophyta; Magnoliopsida; Solanales; Solanaceae
Product: putative glycosyltransferase 7
Exons: 1
Coding region: 171-1502 (443 amino acids)
Cellular component (GO): membrane; trans-Golgi network; endosome
Molecular function (GO): galactosyltransferase activity
Source: RefSeq, a predicted model, not a curated record